AUGGCUGGAAUUCUUGCCCUUCACAUUUGGAGACACCUGUGUGAGCUGGAGCGGCUGAAACAGGUGAAGGACGAUUAGAUCUACAACAUGAGUCAGAACAGAGGCUUCCCGAUGCCCCCUCCUCUUCCUCGGACGCUCGACGAAGAGCCGUCCGAUCUCUAUCAGAUGGUCCAGAGGCGCAGACAGUUUCCCCCUCUCCUCCAGCGCGACUGCAUGACCAGGGUCGUUCCGUUCAAUGAGCAGAACUACCACCGCACCCCGUCUCAGCUCAUCGGAAGCAACUACAGCCCCCGCGCCCGCCACCUCAACAUCGCCAAACUCAAACGCAAGACGGGCAAAGUGCGCCCAACAGGAGCUCAUUCCACCUCAGCUGCUGCAAAACGGUCAGCCAUGCCCAGGGCCAGGUUUUGCACUUCAGUGGCCCCCCUCCCCCCACUGUCAAGAAAACCGCCCAGGAGUCGCUCCAUAAGUCCCGAGGAACAGCGCGAUAUUAUGAUCCGCCAGGAAAAGGAAUGCAGGAGGCAAGAGCCCACGGACACGGACCUACAGAGGUACGAGUAUUACAUCAACUCAGUCCCCUGCUCCGUGCUGCCCCCGGAGCCCGAUCACCAGACUCACAACAUUCUGAGUCUGCUGCCCCCUCCGGGUGUGGAGGAGAAAAACAACCCCAAAGUGCAGUUACUCCGAGCCAGUCUGGAGGAGGAGGUCAAACAGAACUACAUUUUUGCACUCAAGAAAUCUAUAGUGGACUACAUCCUGAUGUACCCCUCCGAGCGCCAGAGGCUCUCCAUCGGCUGCAUCCCGCAGCCCUUCCCCCAGAGGCUGAUCCGUGCUCCGGUGCCCUGGGCCCACAGCUACAGACAGGCGAAAGACUGGCAGGAGCAGCACCUGUUCACUGUCAGCCCUGUCAUGCUUCUGCUGCAGGACGCAUGGAUUAACAACUUUUCAUCCUUGCGGUUUGUUCGUCUCGAGGAGCUCUUCUCGGCCAGCCUCCCUCUGCUCCCGUCUGAAUUCGAGGAGCUGAUUCAGAAACAGUGCCAAAGAACGCGCGAGGAGCUGCUGAAGCGGUGGCUGCCUCACUGUGCAUCCCUGUUCCAGUUGUGUGAGAAGCACUGGCUGCCGCGGGUGUUGAGUAAAAAGGAGCAGGCUUCUUCUUUCUCUGUGGAGCUGUUUAACUGUGCGGCCGCUCUCAUGUCUCUGCAGCUCCGCAGCCUCGUCGUCCACUCACUGCAGGACCUCCUCUGCUUCUUCAACAUCCACAAGGAGGGCAAUGACUUUGGCUUGUCCUUCUCUGAGCUGAGGUUCACUCAGGUUCAGGUGCUGGUGCUGAAGCUCCAGGUGCAGGAGGAUCUCAUGAGCUUUGAGCCGAGCCUGGAGCAGAGCUGGCUCCACGUCCACACGGCCUUCAUGGAGAUCAUCAGGAGCGCCAAGGACAUUCCCCGGGUGGAAUGUCUCCUGUUCCCACUCCUGGAGGAGUUACACCUCCACACAGUCCAUCCAGAGGAGCAGCUGCUCACGGACAUCAUCAACAAAGCACGAGAGGUUUUCGACAGGAACACAGUGGGACCUCUGAAAUACUUGAAUGAAUACGAGAAGUACAGAACUUUACUGGACGGCAGAGCAAAGCAGGAGGUGACCGAAUUCCUGAAAGAGAAGCACUCACUGGAAGGAUUUUCUAAGAAAAUUGAAAGUAUCCGUCUCAUCUGGACGGAGAUCGCCCUGAUGCGCGUCACUGUCCCUCUGUCCAUGUUUUGUUUACACGCCCACGCCUUAAAUGAAGACUUGUGCCAGCGCACAGAGGAGCUGAGACAGCUCAUCGUCACCUACGAAGUGGACGAGAACAGAGACCUCAACAACAAGAUCUGUCAGAAGUACCAGGACAUAAGUGACACCAUCAGGAGCCUGCCCAGCAACACCGAGGAGCUGGUGAAACUGACCCAGUUUAUAAAGAACAGCAGUGACGUGACAGUGCACAGGCUGAUGGAGGAGAUCGAGGAGGCCAUGAUCCGUCUGGGCUUCCUACUGGACCACGCCACUUCACUGUCACUCGAGGACGUCCACUUAAACGCCCGUGUGUUCCAGUGGCCCAAAGAGAUACAGACGGAGCUGGAGCUCAGUACGAACCGCCUGACCGACAUGAGACGCCAGGCAGAGGAGCAUCUCCACACAAGGUCAUUUGAAUUCAAGCAGACUCUACAGAAGAUCGACACGGACAUCCGGGUCUUUAAGAAGAAGGAGAUCAUGAACCCAGAGGAGAUGAAGGCCAAUGUGGCCAACCUCACUGGGAUCAAUGCCAGUCUGGAGGCCGCCCUCGUAGAGCUCGAGGACAUCAACAAAGAGCAGACUCUGCUGGAGAAGGAGCAGAGUGAGUUUCCUCUGCUGCAGGUUCUGAUCGCAGACAAACAGCCGUACGAGCAGCUGUGGACCACAGCGCUCAACUUCCACAACAUGUCCGAUGUCUGGAUGAACGGUCCGUUCAAACACCUGGAUGCAGAGAAGAUCUCCAAUGAGCUGGACGUGAUGUGGAGGACGAUGCACAAACUGACCAAAGCUCUGUCCGACCGGCCCGGGCCCUAUCGAGUGGCCAGGCUCUUCAAAAACAAGAUCGAACAGUUCAAACAGCACCUGCCCUUCCUCACCACCAUCUGUAACCCGGGCCUCAAGGAUCGCCACUGGGAGCAGAUCAGUUCCAUUGUGGGCGCACGCAUCAAGCCCGAUGAACACAGCUCCCUGCUCCACAUGCUCGAACUGGGCCUCUCCAAGUUCUCCACACAACUGGAGGAGCUCGGAGCGUCAGCCAGUAAGGAGUAUUAUCUGGAGAAGAACAUAGCCAAGAUGAAGAGUGAAUGGGCAGAACUUCGCUUCACGUUUAAUGUCUACAAGGAUUCUGGGACUCAUAUCGUGUCGGCUGUGGAUGACAUCCAGGUGCUCCUGGACGACCACAUCAUAAAGACACAGACGAUGCGCGGGUCGCCUUUUAUCAAACCUGUGGAGGCUGAGUGUAAGGAAUGGGAGGAGAAGCUGCUGAGCAUGCAGGACAUCGUGGACUCCAUGUUGAAGUGCCAGGCCAUGUGGUUGUACCUGGAGCCCAUCUUCAGCUCAGAGGACAUCAUCGCAGAGAUGCCUGAGGAGGGACGCAAGUUCUCCGUUGUGGACGGAUACUGGAAGAGCAUCAUUGGAGAGGCCGUCAAAGACACACGUGUGCUGGUGGCCACAGCACAGCCCCACAUGCUGCAAAAACUACAGGAGUCUAAUCUGCUUCUGGACCACAUCCAGAAAGGUCUCGUCACCUACCUGGAGGAGAAGAGACUGUUCUUCCCACGGUUCUUCUUCCUGUCCAACGAUGAGCUGCUGGAGAUCCUGUCCCAGACCAAAGACCCUCUGUGUGUGCAGCCCCACCUUAAGAAGUGCUUUGAGGGCAUCGCCAAGCUGCACUUCACUGACGAGCUGGAGAUCACUGGGAUGAUCAGCUCAGAGAAAGAGACCGUGCCUCUGUCUGACAAGAUCUACCCAGCAGAAGCCAAGGGUAUGGUGGAGAAGUGGCUGCUGCAGGUGGAGCACCUGAUGCUGCGGAGUGUGCGCGACCUCAUCCACCAGGGCCUGAGCCAGUACGCACAGUUACCUCGAAAGGAGUGGGUGCUGCAGUGGCCGGGCCAAGUCGUGAUCUGCGCCUCGUCCAUUUUCUGGACCAGCGAAGUGUCCGAGGCCAUCCAGAACAACACUUUAGCGGCUUAUGUCGAUCAGUGUAACGCUCAGAUCGCCGACAUCGUGGACCUGGUGAGGGGGCAGUUAUCAGGAGGAGCUAGGAUGACUCUGGGAGCUCUCACAGUCAUAGACGUUCAUGCACGAGAUGUAGUGUCCAAACUGUCCCAGGACCGGGUCUCCUCGCUCACUGACUUCUCCUGGAUCUCUCAGCUCAGGUACUUCUGGGAGGACGGAGACGUGACGCUCCGAAUGACCACCACCUGCCUCAAAUAUGGAUACGAAUACUUAGGCAACUCCCCUCGCCUCGUCAUCACCCCGCUGACGGACCGCUGCUACAGGACUCUGAUGGAGGCUCUGAAGCUGAACCUGGGGGGAGCUCCUGAAGGUCCGGCUGGGACAGGGAAAACUGAGACCACAAAAGACCUGGCGAAAGCUGUGGCCAAACAGUGUGUGGUGUUUAACUGCUCCGAUGGGCUGGAUUACAAAGCCAUGAGUAAAUUCUUUAAAGGACUGGCUCAGUCGGGGGCCUGGGCCUGCUUCGACGAGUUCAACCGGAUCGAGGUGGAGGUGCUGUCCGUGGUGGCUCAGCAGAUCCUGUGCAUACAACAGGCCAUAGCGAAAAACCUGAAGAAGUUCAUGUUCGAGGGGACGGAGCUUUCCCUCAACCCCACCUGCUCCGUCUUCAUCACCAUGAACCCCGGAUACGCCGGGAGAGCCGAGCUGCCGGACAACCUCAAGGCCCUGUUCCGCACCGUGGCCAUGAUGGUGCCAGAUUACGGUCUCAUUGGAGAAAUUUCACUUUACUCUAUGGGCUUCAUCAAAUCUCGCAGCCUGGCGCAGAAGAUCGUGGCGACGUACCGCUUGUGCUCGGAGCAGCUCUCGUCUCAGCAUCACUACGACUACGGCAUGAGGGCGGUGAAGUCCGUGCUGACGGCCGCCGGGAACCUCAAACUCAAGUACCCGGGCGAGGACGAGGGCGUGCUGCUGCUGCGGGCGCUCAUGGACGUCAACAUGGCCAAGUUCCUCGCCCAGGACGUGCCGCUCUUCCGGGGCAUCAUCUCUGAUUUGUUUCCUGGAGUGGUUCUUCCAAAACCGGACUACGAGCUCCUCCUCAAGGCCCUGGACGAGAACGUCAGGAAACUCAACCUGCAGCCGGUGCCCUGGUUCAUCGGCAAAAUCAUCCAGGUGUAUGAGAUGAUGUUGGUGAGACACGGCUUCAUGAUUGUCGGAGAUCCUAUGGGAGGAAAGACUUCAGCCUACAAAGUCCUGGCUGCUGCUCUUGGAGAUUUGUUCCGAGAAAACCUGAUGGAGGAGUUUGCCGUGAACUACUGCAUCAUAAACCCAAAGUCGAUCACCAUGGAGCAGCUGUACGGCUGCUUCGACCCCGUCAGUCACGAGUGGUCAGACGGAGUCCUGGCCAAGUCCUACAGGAGCCAGGCAGUCUCCACCUCGGACGACCGCCAGUGGAUCAUCUUUGACGGACCCAUCGACGCCGUGUGGAUCGAGAACAUGAACACUGUGCUGGACGACAACAAGAAGCUGUGUCUCAUGAGUGGAGAGAUCAUCCAGAUGAGUCCCAAGAUGAGUUUGAUCUUUGAACCUGCAGAUCUGGAGCAGGCGUCUCCAGCCACGGUCAGCAGAUGUGGGAUGAUCUACAUGGAGCCUCAUCAGUUGGGCUGGACUCCUCUCAGAGACUCGUACAUGAACACACUGCCUGCGAGCCUGAACGCAGAGCACAGAGAACUGAUAGUGGACCUUUUCGACUGGCUGGUUCCUCCGUGUCUGGACUUCAUUGACAGAGAGUGCCGCUUCUUCAUCCAGACGUCGCCCAUUCAUUUGACCUUUAGUCUCAUGCGGCUGUACUCGAGCCUCAUGGAUGAAAUAUCUGCGUCUGAGCCUGAAGGUGACCGUGCCAUGUCCGGGCUGCAGAUCUCCGCGUGGCUGCAGGGUCUCUUCCUGUUUUCGGUGGUGUGGACUCUGGGAGGGACCGUUACCGGAGACAGUCGCAAGAAGUUUGACCUGUUCUACAGAGAACUGCUCCUGGGCACCAGAGAGGAGCACCCCCGACCCAAGAGCAUCAAACUCAAGAAGAACCACCUGUUCCCCGACAGAGGUUCGGUCUAUGAUUACUACUUCCAUAAGGAGGGACAGGGCCAGUGGAACGUUUGGACAGAUUCAAUCACCGCAGCAGAAAACACCAUCUCACCAAAAGCAAAUGUAUCAGACUUGAUCAUCCCCACCAUGGAGACAGCCCGACAGCUGUUUUUCCUGCGCACGUACCUGGCCCACGAAGUGCCCGUGCUCUUCGUGGGGCCCACUGGAACCGGCAAGUCCGUCAUUAACAACGGCUUCCUGGUCAAACUGCCCAAGGAACGAUACACGCCCAACUGCAUCAACUUCUCCGCGCGCACCUCGGCCAAUCAGACGCAAGACAUCAUCAUGGCCAAGCUGGACCGCCGCAGGAAGGGCGUGUUCGGACCGCCAGUGGGAAAGAAGUGCGUCAUCUAUGUGGACGACCUGAACAUGCCGGCAAAAGAGAUGUACGGAGCGCAGCCUCCCAUUGAGCUGCUCAGACAGUGGAUCAACCAUCAGCCCUGGUACGACAAGAAGGACACCUCCAGGAUCAACAUCGUGGACGUGCUCUUCAUGUCUGCAAUGGGGCCCCCUGGUGGUGGAAAGAAUGACAUUACAGGCCGCUUCACUCGUCACUUGAAUGUCGUCUCCUUCGACUCCUUCGAUGACGAGACUCUCACAAAGAUCUUCAGCACCAUCACAGACUGGCAUUUUAGCAAAGGCUUUGAUGCUUCGUUCUACAGACUGGGGAAGAUGAUGGUCCAGGCCACACUGUCCGUGUAUAAAGAUGCUAUGGAAGUGUUCCUGCCCACUCCGUCCAAGUCUCACUACAUCUUUAACCUGAGAGACUUUGCGCGGGUGGUCAGGGGAGUGCUGCUGGCUCCACACACACACCUGCAGGAUGGGGACAAACUGAUCCGCCUGUGGAUCCAUGAGGUCUAUCGAGUUUUCCAAGACAGACUCAUCAACGACGAAGACAAAGAGACUUUUUUCACCAUCGUCAAACAGAGGACGUCCGAAUACUUUAAACAGAGCGUCGACAAGCUCCUCGGUCACCUCAGCCCAGACGGAAAGAUCACGGACGAGCACAUCCGCAGCCUGUUUUUUGGAGACUACGCCAAACCCGACGGUGACUCCAGAGCGUACGACGAGAUCACGGACCUCCGUGCGCUGCAGAAGGUCAUGGAGUUCUACCUGGACGAGUACAACAGCAGCAGCAAGGCUCCCAUGGGCCUCGUCAUGUUCAAGUUCGCCAUCGAGCACGUGUCCCGCAUCUGCAGAGUCCUCAAGCAAGACAACGGGCACCUCCUGCUGGUCGGAAUCGGAGGGUCGGGCAGGCAGAGCGCCACUAAACUGGGCACUUUCAUAAACGACUACGUCCUGUUCCAAAUCGAGCUGACGAAGAACUACAGCCUGAGCGACUGGAGAGAGGACCUGAAGAGGAUCAUGCUGAAGGCCGGGGUGGAGGGCAGGAGCCUGGUGUUCCUCUUCAGCGACAGUCAGAUCAAAGAUGAAGCCAUGUUAGAAGAUAUAAACAUGCUCCUGAACACCGGAGACGUGCCCAAUAUCUUCGCGGCGGACGAGCGCGCCGACGUCAUCGAGAAGAUGCAGGGGAUUGCUCGCACAGAGGGCAAGAAGAUCGACCCCACGCCCCUGUCCAUGUACAGCUACUUCACAGACAGACUGAAGACCAACCUCCACAUUGUCCUCGCCAUGAGCCCCAUUGGAGAUGCGUUCAGGAACCGUCUGAGGAUGUUCCCUUCUAUCAUAAACUGCUGCACCAUCGACUGGUUCCACGCUUGGCCCAACGACGCGCUGGAGAUGGUGGCCCACAAGUUCCUGGAGGAGGUGGAGCUGGAGGAGGACAUCAGGCGCGAAGUGGUGGAGAUGUGUAAGACCUUCCAGACCAGCGUGAAUGACAUGUCCGAGCGCUUCUUCUCCACACUGAGGAGGCACAACUACGUGACCCCCACCUCGUACCUGGAGCUCAUACUCACCUUCAAGACUCUGCUCAACGCCAAGAGGAGCGAGGUGGACACGGCCCGCAACAGAUACAUUGUGGGCCUGCAGAAGCUCGAGUUCGCCUCCUCACAGGUGUCAGUGAUGCAGCAGGAGUUAACGGCGCUCCAGCCCGAGCUCGUCCAGACCUCUGCAGACACGGAUAAGAUGAUGGCAAAGAUCAAGAAGGAGACUGUGGAGGUGGACGCUAAGAAAGAGCUGGUGUCUGCUGACGAGAAGGUGGCCAAUGAGGCGGCAGCAGCGGCUAAAGCCAUCAAGGAUGAGUGUGAGGGGGACCUGGCUGAAGCGAUGCCCGACCUGGAGGCCGCUCUCUCUGCUCUGGACACUCUGAAACCAGCCGACAUCACGGUGGUCAAGUCCAUGACCAACCCUCCAGGACCUGUCAAACUGGUGAUGGAGUCCAUCUGUGUGAUGAAGGGCAUCAAACCAGAGAGGAAACCAGACCCCAGCGGCUCAGGUAAAAUGAUUGAGGACUACUGGGGCCCCUCUAAGAAGCUGUUAGGAGAUCUGAAGUUCUUGGACAAUCUUAAAGCGUAUGACAAAGACAACAUCCCUGCUGCCUUCAUCAAGAAAAUCAGAGAAAAGUUCAUCGAUAACCCCGAGUUCCAACCGGCGGUCAUAAAGAACGUGUCUUCAGCGUGUGAGGGUUUGUGUAAGUGGGUGCGUGCCAUGGAGGCGUACGAGCGCAUGGCGAAGGUGGUGGCCCCUAAGAAGGAGAGGCUGAAGCUGGCGGAGGCAGAGCUGUCCGUGCAGAUGGACAUGCUGUCUGUGAAGAGAACUGAGCUGAAGACGGUGGAAGACCGACUGCAGCGGCUCAAUGAUGACCUGCAGGCCAUGAACAGGAAGAAGAAAGAGCUGGAGGACAACAUCCAACUGUGCUCCGAGAAGCUGGUCAGGGCCGAGAAGCUCAUCGGAGGACUGGGAGGGGAGAAGGACAGGUGGACAGAGGCAGCCAGGCUUCUGGGCAUCAGAUACAUUAAUCUGACCGGGGACAUCCUGUUGUCCUCUGGGACCGUGUCCUACCUGGGGGCCUUCACGGUGGACUACAGGACACAGUGUCAGAAGCAGUGGCACCUUCUCUGUCAGGAGAAGAAGAUCCCCUGUUCGGAGGACUUCACCCUGAGCAGCACUCUGGGGAACCAAGUGUCCAUCCGUGCCUGGAGUAUCGCCGGGCUGCCCGUGGACUCCUUCUCCACCGACAGCGGCAUCAUCGUCUUUAACUCUCGCCGCUGGCCCCUCAUGAUCGACCCCCAGGGACAAGCCAACAAAUGGAUCAAGAACAUGGAGAAAGCCAACAAGCUUUCUGUCAUCAAACUAUCCGACCCAAACUACGUGAGAGUCCUGGAGAACUCUAUCCAGUUUGGUACCCCUGUCCUUCUGGAGAACGUCGGUGAAGAACUGGACCCUGUGCUGGAGCCAGUGCUGCUCAAACAGACCUUCAAACAGCAGGGUGUGGAGUACAUGAAGAUCGGGGAGAACAUUGUGGAAUACUCCAAAGACUUCCUCUUCUACAUGACCACGAGACUCAGGAACCCUCACUACCUCCCCGAAGUGGCCGUCAAAGUGUGCCUCAUCAACUUCAUGAUCACCCCUCAAGGUUUGCAAGACCAGCUCCUAGGACUGGUGGCUGCCAAGGAGAAACCAGAAUUGGAGGAGAAGAAGAACCAGCUCAUCCUGGAAAGCGCCGCCAACAAUAAACAACUGAAAGAGAUCGAGGACAAGAUCUUACAAGUGCUCUCCUCUUCUGAAGGCAACAUUUUAGAAGACGAAACUGCCAUCAAAAUUUUAUCGUCGUCCAAAUUAUUGUCUGAGAAGAUUUCAGAGAAGCAGAAGAUCGCCAGCGUGACUGAGACGGAAAUUGAUCGUACUCGCAUGGGCUACAGACCUGUGGCUGUACACUCCUCUAUUCUGUUCUUCUGCAUAUCCGAGCUCGCCAACAUCGAACCUAUGUACCAGUAUUCGCUCACGUGGUUCAUUAAUCUCUACCUGGUUUCCAUCGCUCAAAGCUUAAAAAGUGAGGACGUUAUGGAGAGAAUCAGGAACAUCGUGGAUCACUUCACUCUGAGCAUCUACAAUAACGUCUGCCGAUCACUGUUCGAGAAGGAUAAGCUGCUUUUCUCCCUGCUCCUUACCGUUGGCAUCCUACAGGGCAAAGGUAAAGUGGACGACGGAGUAUGGCGCUUUCUGUUGACCGGCGGCAUCGCUUUGGACAACCCCCACCCGAACCCCGCGCCCGAAUGGCUCUCGGACAAAUCCUGGUCAGAAAUCGUGCGAGCAUCCAAACUCCCGAACCUGAAAGGCCUCCACGAACACGUCCAGAAGAAUGUUUUAAGGUGGAAGAAGCUGUAUGACUCAGGGAGGCCUCACAAGGAGCAGCUGUCGGAGCCGUGGGACAGCCUGACGCCGAUGGACAGGAUGGUGGUGAUCAGGUGUUUCCGACCGGACAAACUGGUCCCAGCCGUGCAGGACUUUAUCGUGAACAACAUGGGGCAGGCCUACAUUGAACCGCCCACCUUUGACCUGGCAGGGAGCUAUAAGGACUCCCACUGCUGCUCCCCGCUCAUCUUCGUGCUGUCGCCAGGGUCGGACCCCACGGCAGGUCUGCUGAAGUUCGCGGAGAUGGGGGGCAGUAAGACCCAGACCAUCUCUCUGGGGCAGGGGCAGGGGCCCAUAGCUGCUCAGAUGAUCGACAGAGCCACCAGGGAGGGCACCUGGGUCGUCCUGCAGAACUGCCACUUGGCCACCAGCUGGAUGCCCACCCUGGAGAGGAUCUGCGAGGAGACCAUCACCCCGGACAACACACACCCCGACUUCAGGUUGUGGUUGACCAGUUACCCCUCAGACAAGUUCCCCGUGAGCAUUCUUCAGAAUGGGCUGAAAAUGACCAAUGAGCCUCCCAAAGGCAUCCGGGCCAACCUGCUGCGCUCCUACCUCAGUGACCCCAUCUCAGACCCGGCCUUCUUCUGCAGCUCCCAGAAGCAGCACAUCUGGCAGAAGCUCCUGUUCGGCCUCACCUUCUUCCACGCUUUGGUGCAGGAGAGGAGAGCCUUUGGCCCGCUGGGUUGGAAUAUUCCGUAUGAGUUCAAUGAGUCAGACCUGAGGAUCAGCAUCAGGCAGAUCCAGAUGUUCCUGGAUGAGUACGAGGAGGUUCCUCUGGAGGCUCUCACAUACCUCACAGGUGAGUGUAACUAUGGAGGCAGAGUGACAGACGAUAAAGACCGGCGCCUCCUGCUCUCGCUGAUCUCCAUCUUCUACAACAGUGAUCUGAUCCGGCAGGAGGGAUACAGUCUGUGUGAGGGGGGGCUGUACUACAUACCUGCUCACGGGCCCUACGAGACGUAUGUGGACUACAUCCGCAGUCUGCCCAUCAGCGCCGAGCCCGGGGUGUUUGGGCUCCACAGUAACGCCGACAUCACCAAAGACAACCAGGAAACCAACCAGCUGCUGGAGGGAGUGCUCCUCACUCUGCCACGCCAGUCAGGAGGGGGCGCCAAAUCCCCACAGGAGGUGGUGGACGAGCUGGCAGAGGACAUUUUGUCUAAGCUGCCCUCAGACUUUGACCUUCAGACGGUGAUGGAGAAGUUCCCCGUGGUGUACGAGGAGUCCAUGAACACUGUACUGAGACAGGAGGUCAUCCGCUUCAACAGGCUCACCAGUGUGGUCCGAGCCAGUCUGCUCAACAUGCGGAAGGCUCUGAAGGGGCAGAUGGUCAUGUCCUCCGAGCUGGAGAGCGUCUUUAACAGCAUGCUGGUGGGAAAGGUGCCCUCCAUGUGGGCUGCCAAGUCCUACCCCUCCCUCAAACCCAUGGGCUCCUACAUCACCGACCUGCUGGCCCGCCUGCACUUCCUCCAGGAGUGGAUCGAUGGAGGUGCCCCCACAGUCUUCUGGCUCUCUGGGUUUUACUUCCCUCAGUCCUUUCUCACCGGAGUGUCCCAGAACUUCGCCCGAAAGUACACCAUCCCCAUCGACUACAUCGGCUUUGAGUUUGAGGUGACCAAAGAGGAGAGCCACGUGAGCCAGAAGCCCGAGGACGGGGCGUACGUGCGCGGCCUGUUCAUGGAGGGGGCGCGCUGGGACAGGGAGCGGAUGGCGAUCGGGGAGUCUUUACCCAAAAUCCUCUUCGACGCUCUGCCCGUCAUCAAGCUGAAGCCUGGGGAGAUGUCCAACUUUGAACACCAGAACAUGUACGUGUGCCCAGUGUACAAGACCAGCGCCCGCAGAGGAACCCUGUCCACCACCGGGCACUCCACCAACUACGUCCUGUCCAUCGAGCUGCCCUCCGAGCACCCACAGAAACACUGGAUCAACCGCGGGGUGGCGUGUCUGUGCCAGCUCGACCACUAGAAACACGUGUACGAUUAAAGACGGUCCAAAGAGACGAGAGCACGUCUGCGUUUGUACAUGAAAAGACUGAGCGGAGGAAGCAGGGCUGUCAAAAGUGUCUAAAAUGAGAUGCUAAUCCAUACUUAAGAGUUUCUAGUUUUGAUACUAGUUUGAGCAGGUAUCGAUACUAAAAAGUCAGAUUCACAAACCUUUAGAAUGCUUUUACAAAUCUUCAGAACGAUCUGGAGCUGUAUCAGAAGAGCAUAUAGACUAAUAUACGCCCAUGGACCUGGUUUAGACCUGGUUUAGAACUGGUUUAGACCUGGACCACGAUGGAACGUACCUGGACCACUGAAGGAUUACACAGAUAUAAGGACA
Messenger RNA from Boleophthalmus pectinirostris (great blue-spotted mudskipper), 12498 nucleotides. It is a transcript of the gene dnah3, whose product is annotated as dynein axonemal heavy chain 3. Gene Ontology annotation, molecular function: minus-end-directed microtubule motor activity; dynein light intermediate chain binding; ATP binding. Gene Ontology annotation, cellular component: dynein complex. Lineage: Eukaryota; Metazoa; Chordata; Actinopteri; Gobiiformes; Gobiidae. The record is from RefSeq and is a predicted model, not a curated record. Gene Ontology annotation, biological process: microtubule-based movement.